AAUGCUGUCUUGGUUCCAUGGAAACCGGCCUGUUUAAGGCAGGGCGGAGACUUCGGCCAACAGAUGGAUUUAGGGGUGCAUAUGGAAAAUAGAAUGUGCAGACCUGUCAUCUCUCCAACCCAUGUCAAUGCUACAGCUUCUGAAGCAUUCACAGUUCUUCAACAAAGGAUGAGAGUAGUUAAGGAACAGACCAGUUCUCUGAGAGAUGACCUACUAACGUUGGACUAUGGUGAAAAAAGAGGUCCGCUGGAAAUUCCAAUCUAUUUAGAAGACACUACUAGCCAGAAAGUCAUUAGUCCUAUCCAGAGUGAAAUAAUUUGUCCAGGACAAAAAGAUAUUUUAUGGAAGAACUGUGAGCUUCUGGUGAAUCGAAUGUACCAUCUGGAAAGUCUCAUCCAGUCCUUGAAGAUGAGCAUCUUUCAUCUACAAAGUGAAAAAGAUUUGAAUCCACAGAAAACAGCUUUUCUGAAGGAUCGAUUGAAUACAAUAGAGGAGGAACAUUCCAAAGAUCUGAAGCUGUUGCAUCUUGAAGUGAUGAGUUUGCGCCAGCAACUGAGAGAUGUCAAAGAGGGAGAAGGAAACACACAAAAUGAAGCUCAUAGGUUGACUGCCACUCUGGAAAUGGCCUCAGAGAUAAAGGUUUGAAAUGCAGCUAUUGAAGAGGAAUUGAAAACCACAAAACGUAAAAUGAACCAUAAAGUUCAAGAGCUGAGGAGACAGCUGGCUUUGGAGAAGCAUGUCAGAGAAUCUCUUGAGAGAUCUGGAUCAGCUAUGCUACUCAAAGUACAGGAAAUGGGAUCAGCAGUGGAAGUGGAACAGAAACAGGUUCACAUUUUGCAGAAGAAUUGCAUUGCCCUACGCAGUUCUAUACAGAGCACCCAGGAACUCCUAAUACAGGAAAAAAGAAAGCUUCAUGAAGUACAAAUAACUCUCAAAAACAAAAAUGAAGAAAAUGCAUAUUUGAGGUCUGAAAUAAUUAUACUUCGUGAAGUAUCAGAAAAAACACAGGUUUUGAAUGACCAACUGAGUAGAAAAUGUUUAGAGCUGAGCAGCAUACUUCAGUCUGUAAAGAUGGAAAAUGCCAGGGUUACUGCUGACCAUCAAGCUAUUAUGCAGGUAGAGCAGAACAUGGCACAGACAUUUCAAGAACAGAACUUACUGCGGGAUGCAGCCCAUGCCAGCAUCACAAGUGAACUGCAGACUGUUCUAAAUGAGAAAGCCCAACUCCAGACACAUCUGGACCAUUUAAUCCUUGAGCAUAACCAGUGCAUCCAGAAAGCACGGGAUGCUGAGAAAAAGGCAAAUACUCAGAAAGAGCUGCUAGAAUCAACAAUUGCCAGAUUGCGAAGCGAACUUGAAGCAUCAAUGCAAGAGAAGAAGUCUCUGCUAGAGGAUAAGGAAAGAUUUCAGAGAGAGAUUAAUAAAACAGAAAAAGAAACAGCACAAGAAAAAUACAAUUUGGAAAAGGAAUUAGCUAACAACAAGGUAGAUUUAAAUGCAUUAAACCAAAACCUGCAUAUUCUUGUGGAAGAAAAUAAGUAUCUGGCAGAUCAAGUGGCUUCCCUUGAAUUUCAACAAGCCACUUCUGAUUACCAUGGGCUUGCCCAGCGGAAAGUAGAAAAGAUCUUGGGAACAAUUACUGAGAGUAAAAAUAAACUGGCCUAUGAAAAAGGAAAACUCCAGGUAAAAGUUAAACAGCUAGAAGAGCAACUACAUUGUUUUACUGAAACCAGUUUACAGAAUGACCAUCUUCGCAUGUUGAAUAAGGCUCUAGAGACCAAAUAUGCUCAGGCUGACUCAGAACUCAGUGCCAACAAGGGACAGACAGAUGCUCUCCUGAAAGAGGUGAAAUUACUUCUUGAAAAAACCGACCAGGAUCUGUCACAAGCAGUGAACAGUCGUGAUGCGGCCUUGAAGGAAAGUCAGAAGUUGAAAGAGGAACUGGAUAUGUUGGAGGACAGGGAAAGCAAAAAGGCAGGAAACUUUCAGCGGCAGUUGGCAGAGGCUAAAGAAGAUAAUUGCAAAGUCACCAUCAUGCUGGAAAACGUUCUGGCUUCUCACAGCAAGAUGCAAGGAGCUCUGGAGAAAGUCCAGAUAGAGCUGGGGCGGCGGGAUUCCGAGAUCGCAGGCCUCAAGAAGGAAAGAGCUCUAAAUCAACACAGGGUUCAGAAGCUGGAGGCUGAAGUGGACCAGUGGCAGGCCAGGAUGCUUGUUGUGGAAGCUGAAUACAGCAGUGAGAUGGAACCUCUUCAAAAAUCUCUAGAUAUAACUAGAGAAGACAACAGAAAACUCGCCCUGAGUCUGGAACAAGCUCUCCAGACAAACAGUCAUCUGCAAACUAAGCUAGAUCAAAUGCAAGAAAAACUGGAAAACAAAGAAAUUGAGAGGAAGAAUUUGGAAGCCUUCAGAGAACGGAUGACUGAGGAAUCCAAAAUGGAAGCAGAAGUGCAUGCAGAACGCAUAGAAGCUCUAAGAAAGCAGUUCCAGACGGAGAGAGAAACUGCAAAGAAGGCGUCACAGCGGGAGCUUGCUGAGGUAAAGAAAGCACUUGAAGAGGCCAAUUUCAGAUCAGUGGAAGUGUCCCGGACAAACAGAGAUCUGCGGCAGAAAGUCUCAGAGCUGGAAAAAGUAAUGAACAGUAAUAAGGAGAAACUUAAGAGUCAAAAGGCCCAAAUAAAGCUCUAUUUGUCAGCAAAGGCAAAUAAUGCUCAGAAUGUAGAGAGAAUGAAGCAAAUAGAAACAGAAUUGAGGCAAAUGGAGAUAAUUAAGGAUCAAUACCAGAAAAAAAACUAUGAGCAGUCACUGAGUAUCCAGAAAUUUGUAUCUGAAAUGGCUACCCUGCAGAAAGAGAUGCAGCUAUUAGCCAGGAGCCAAUAUGAAACCUCAGCACGGAAUAAACAGCAAGAGCUGCGACUAGCAGCAGAGCGGAGAAUGAGGCAGGAGCUAGAAAACCGAUGCCAGGAAUUGGAAGAAACUAUCAGACACCUGAAAAAAUGUAAAGAGGCAACAGAGAAUAAAUUGAAAGAAGCUAGCAUGGAAUCAGAACAGAUAACAGCCAACCUGGAAGAAGCUCACCGCUGGUUUAAGUGCAGAUUUGAUGGCUUACAGCUUGAGCUGUCAAAAAACAGGUUGCAGAGGCUCCCCCGGGAAGACAGGUGGCUAGAAGAGGACCAAGACAACAGGCAUGCUAUUGAACCCAACCAGUCUGCUCUGCAUCGAUGGGAGUCAAAGCAGAAUCUCGGGCUUAUGCCCAAGAAGUAUCAUUCUGAGACAGAGAGGAAGAAAUGACCUUCAAAGGAGCUUCAUCAUGUGUAGCUAUACUUCCACAGUUGGGAGAGCCAGAAACCAGAGCUGGCCUGUUUCUACGUCAUAAGAGCAUGAAGUCUUCAAUGUGGGCUGAAGAUUCCGGACCUUAGUUUAUUCUUUAUGAACUCUUUUAUAUCACUGCAGAACUAGCUCAUCAUCUUGUCCUUGU
Molecule: messenger RNA, 3475 nt
Organism: Dipodomys spectabilis (banner-tailed kangaroo rat)
Lineage: Eukaryota; Metazoa; Chordata; Mammalia; Rodentia; Heteromyidae
Gene: Ccdc150
Product: coiled-coil domain containing 150
Source: RefSeq, a predicted model, not a curated record